Messenger RNA from Diutina rugosa, 759 nucleotides. RefSeq lists its product as uncharacterized. The coding region runs from base 1 to 759 and encodes 252 amino acids. Gene Ontology annotation, molecular function: inositol phosphoceramide synthase regulator activity. Gene Ontology annotation, cellular component: Golgi membrane; inositol phosphoceramide synthase complex. The record is from RefSeq and is a predicted model, not a curated record. NCBI's taxonomy places the organism in Eukaryota, Fungi, Ascomycota, Pichiomycetes, Serinales, Debaryomycetaceae. The transcript has 2 exons. Gene Ontology annotation, biological process: inositol phosphoceramide metabolic process.
AUGAAUUUGACCCACUAUUUACCCAAGUGGCUUUAUAACGUGUUGGAGCUUCUUUGUUUGCCGUUCUACAUCUCGGCGUUGACGCUGAUCAAAAAGAAGCCCGAAAACGGCCGCAAGUUCCUGUUGGCGUGUCUUGUCUACGUCAUCGAUAGUGUUGUCGGUGUGUUCUAUACCCUCUAUUUCGUCCACUUUUGGUUCGCUAACGAGGAGGUGGUGACCAAUAAGCGUGAGUUCGGUGUGGAUUUGCCCGUGGCGUCGUUUACUGAAUUUGCUGACGAUGCUGACUACUUACCCGAACCGACCCUGGUUUUAUCUCUGGUGUCGCUGGUAGUGGACUUUGGUGCUGUGGCUACCUCAGCAGUAUCGGCCGUGGCCUCGGCGGCUGCUCUGUCAAUGUCCAGUGGUGUGGCGGCGUCUGCCCUCACUUCUCAAGUUAUUGCCCUGACGGUGGGACUGCUGGCGUCUACUCCCCUCUCAGGACAACUGCAGCUGGCCACUCGCGAAAUCUUCAUGACCGCCAUUGGCACCAUCGUCAUCAGCGUGGUGAGAUUCUACUUCACCCUCAUCAUGCUCUCGUUCAAUAAGGCCCUCCUCAAACAGCUUAAGGUCGAAGAGCAGUACCAACGCAAGGACGAGGACGAAGAACGCAUUUUGUUGGGGCUGGGGGUGUGGAACCGCGUCGAGCGGGUGGUGUUGGAGUGGCAGAACCGCGCCAAACAAUUCAUGGGCGACAUGUUGUUGUCCAAGUUCAACAACUAA